Trichomonas vaginalis G3 is the source of this 696-nucleotide messenger RNA. RefSeq lists its product as uncharacterized. The coding region runs from base 1 to 696 and encodes 231 amino acids. The transcript has a single exon. NCBI's taxonomy places the organism in Eukaryota, Parabasalia, Trichomonadida, Trichomonadidae. The record is from RefSeq and is a predicted model, not a curated record.
AUGUUUAGAGCCGUUUCUGCGCAAUCUUUAGGGAACAUACCACCAAAGGAAUCAAUUAUUAUGAUACAUGAAUGCAUCAAUAAUAUUAAAUCUCAAAAUGAUGCAAAUUUAUUGAAAAAAUAUAUCAAUGAUCAAUUUAUUCAAAUUACAAAUGCCAUAUAUCAUUAUUAUGCAAAGAAAGAUUACGAGAGUUGCUUACAAUUAUGCGAAUUUCUUAUCAAUACUAAAGAUUUUUCCAUUACUCAAGAUUAUCGAACAAAUUUAGUUACAAUCCUUUACAUUGAUGGAUGCACUAAACUAAAUUUGAAAGAUUAUCAAGCUUCCUACAGUUCUUCCAUUCGCUGCGAGAGUAAUACAGAAAAUCACGAUUUUAUAGCUUUAUCACGACUUGCUAGAUCAUAUUGUUUAGUUUGCCAGAAUAGAGCUGAACAAUCUCUUGUUAUUUCAACUCCUUUGAUUUCUAUUCCCGAAAUUCGUUAUCAAUCAAAGGAUCUCGCUGCUCUUGCCACUAUUCUAUCAGGCAAGAUAGAUCAGGCAAGAACCAUACUUGAACAGCAAAUAAAUGACAAUUUCGUAUUAAAUAUUACUCAUACAGCGGAUAUUAACUUACCAAAGCCUUCAGAAACCAAUAAAAAGAGCAAAUCAUUGCUAGAGCUAGAGCUAGCUGCAUUGCGUCCUUCUCAAUUUUCUGUUUGA